Molecule: messenger RNA, 1436 nt
Organism: Schistocerca gregaria
Lineage: Eukaryota; Metazoa; Arthropoda; Insecta; Orthoptera; Acrididae
Product: COP9 signalosome complex subunit 2-like
Exons: 5
Coding region: 31-1344 (437 amino acids)
Biological process (GO): protein deneddylation
Cellular component (GO): COP9 signalosome
Source: RefSeq, a predicted model, not a curated record
GCUCGAGGCCCCGAACCGUUUGGUUUGCAGAUGGCCGACUAUGACGAUAGCAUGUUGUUCAGCGAUGACUCUGGCGAUGAAGAAAAAAGUGACUUGGAAGAGAACGAUCCAAUAGUCAAGGCAGAGCAUCUCUACUUCGAGGCUAAAGACUUGGAGUCCGAGGACCCGGAGGAGAUGCUGAGGUGUUUUGAGUUGGUGCUAGAAACAGAGCCGAGCAAGGGGAAAUGGGGGUUCAAAUCGCUGAAGAAGAUGAUCAAGAUUUUGUAUACGCUGGGCCGUAUGGAGGAAGUGUUAAAGAACUUCAACAGGUUAUUGAAGGAGUAUUCGAAUUUGAUCAUAGGGAAGGAGGAGGCGAUGAACAAGUUGCUUGACUUUAUUCGCAAUUCGCCGCAUAUCACGGAGAUAUACACACAGACGUUCAAGGAGCUUGAGAAGAGAGGGAACAUGAAGGCGAUGUUGAGGUUGGAACUGAGGUAUUUGAAGGUGUUGCUCGACGCGAGGAACUACGAGUUAUUGGAAAAGAAAAUUGUGGAGGUGCACCAGCAUUGCUUGUUGCCGGACGGUGAGGAGGACUUGUCGAAGUCGAACGAGUUGAUAGAGAUGUAUGCGCUGCAGAUAUGUAUGUACUCCGCUCGUGGGAACACAAGGGUGUUGAAGGAGCUCUACGAGAAGGCGUUGAGAAUUAGAGGGUUGUGCAAUCCUAGAGUGACUGGGGUGAUUUACCAAUGUGGGGGGAAGAUGUACAUGAAGGAGAAGAAUUGGCUCGCGGCGAACACGGAUUUUUUUGAGGCGUUUAAGAAUUUUGACGAUGCGGGCGCUCGAGCUCAGAGCACGGAGUGCUUGAGGUAUUUGGUGCUGACGAAUAUGCUGAGCGGGUCCACGAUCAAUCCGUUUCACGAGCAAAGAGCUCGUUCGUAUCAGGACUGCGAGGAGAUAGAGGCGAUGACUUCCCUUGUGGAGGCUUAUCAAAGGCACGACAUUACCGAGUUUAAGAAGAGGUUGCAGGCGAGUUCGGCGCUGCUCUUAAGUGACCCGCUGAUAGCGGAGCAUUUGAACGACUUGAUGAAGGCGCUGCACUGCGGCGCGCUGGUUGAGCGCGUGAGGCCUUACACGCGGAUUGCGCUGUCGUACAUUGCGUCGGAGCUGAGCGUGCCCGUGGAGGAGGUGGAGGCGCUGGUGAUCGAGUUGAUUUUGGACGGAAAGAUCAAAGGGAAGGUCGAUCAGGUGACGCGGGUUUUGAGGCUGGAGAGCAGGAAGGUCAAGGAGAGCCAGUUUGAGGCGUUGACGAGACUUUCUGCGAGCGCGGACGCGCUGAACGAGGCGCUGUUUUCGAACCUCAGGUAGAGUGGCGCGGGGAAAAAGAAGGGGGGGGGGUGGACUUUUUUUUUUGGGUGUACCGCGCGCGAAGCAACGCUUUCUAAAAUCAGUCCGCGCAU